GUUUCAGUCGGACACACUUAAGAGGUACACCAGAUUUCCAACAUGGAGGUCGUAGGAUAAAAAAAAUGCGAUAGAUCGCAGCAAAUAACUGACAUUCACCAUAAAUGGACUGCCUUUCGACUAAAUGAAACGUGUAGGAUGUUUCCACAUUCAUAGAUAGAGAACGCGUCGCAACUGAAGACUGUGAGAUUAUGUUCUGCCAGAGACUUCAAGCGUGUCUGCAGGUGGAGGCUCUAGGUUGGAGCUUGCCUCACAAGCUGACGUGUCCACGUCGUUUCCACAACCUGGCCUCCAUCCAGCAGGCCUCCCUGCUGCCCCAGAGGAAGCUCCAGGCUCUUCUGUUCCCCUUUAGUGACCUGGAGGCCCACCUGGCUGGCUCUGUGGACAGGAGCCAGUUUCAACUCUUCCAGCCCAGCAUGGAAGCCCUAACCCUGGCUGAGAAGCUGUUUUCUCCCUCUCCUUCUCACAAGAUGGAUUACCUCGCCUCAGCUGUGAGGAUGGAGCACACUCCCAACCUCAACCAGCCAGAGGUGUGUUUUGUCGGCAGGAGUAACGUGGGAAAGUCUUCUCUCCUCAAAGCUCUGUUCUCCCUGGCUCCUGAGGUGGAGGUCAGAGUGUCCAAAACGCCGGGGCACACAAAGAAGAUGAACUUCUUCAAAGUGGGGAAGGCGUUCACCAUGGUAGACAUGCCGGGCUACGGACACAAGGCCCCCAAAGACUUUGUGGAGAUGGUGGAGCCAUAUCUGGAGACCCGCAAAAAUUUGGUGAGAACCUUCCUGUUGGUGGACGGCUGCGUCGGUCUUCUGAAGGCGGACAUGAUCGCCCUGGAGAUGUGCGAGGAGUUCAGACGACCGUACGCGAUUGUGGUGACUAAGAUCGAUAAGAGUGGCAAGGGGCAGCUGCUCACUCACCUGCUGCACCUGCAGGACGUCAUCAGGACUCAGAGCACAGGCUGCUUCCCCCAACCCUUCCUGGUCAGCUCCAACCAGUUUUCUGGGAUAUACCUGCUCAGGUGUUUUAUCGCCCACGUCACAGGGAACAUCCAGCUUGGGGACACGGGACAAAGCUGACACUAGUCCUUCUGAUCAUCCUCAUCAGCUACCUACGACUGCCGAGAAGAGAGAAAGAAUGUGUGUGUGUGUCCAACUGAUGGAAAACAGUUGAAACUGACUGGAGAUCUGUUGACUCACCCACCCUACUGUGGUACUGUGUCCAGGCUGUGACACUGUGUCCAGGCUGUGACACUGUGUCCAGGCUGUGGUACUGUGUCCAGGCUGUGGUACUGUGUCCAGGCUGUGGUACUGUGUCCAGGCUGUGACACUGUGUCCAGGCUGUGACACUGUGUCCAGGCUGUGACACUGUGUCCAGGCUGUGAUACUGUGUCCAGGCUGUGAUACUGUGUCCAGGCUGUGGUACUGUGUCCAGGCUGUGGUACUGUGUCCAGGCUGUGACACUGUGUCCAGGCUGUGGUACUGUGUCCAGGCUGUGACACUGUGUCCAGGCUGUGGUACUGUGUCCAGGCUGUGGUACUGUGUCCAGGCUGUGACACUGUGUCCAGGCUGUGGUACUGUGUCCAGGCUGUGACACUGUGUCCAGGCUGGAGGUGCCAAAACACAUGCAUUCAAUGUCUGUUGAAGUAUCAAGUAUCAUUAGUAUCAAGUCGAAGGAUUCAGUAUUAAUAUCAUGCAAGCAUGUCUCCUGUCAUUAUAUAUCAUCCUAUAUAUAUAUAUACACACACAGUGCAUUGAAUGUUAAAAAAAAUUUUUUAUACUUAUAGAUGUGUACUUCCUGUGCACAGGCAGAGAUUGUUUGGAUUUUUGUUUUGAAAUAAAAAUCUAAAGGACAGUGCUUUGUUUGUGCUCUAUGGACUGUCGCUCCCUGACUA
Molecule: messenger RNA, 1885 nt
Organism: Osmerus eperlanus (European smelt)
Lineage: Eukaryota; Metazoa; Chordata; Actinopteri; Osmeriformes; Osmeridae
Gene: gtpbp8
Product: GTP binding protein 8 (putative)
Exons: 7
Coding region: 192-1070 (292 amino acids)
Cellular component (GO): mitochondrion
Molecular function (GO): GTP binding
Source: RefSeq, a predicted model, not a curated record